Zalophus californianus (California sea lion) is the source of this 1027-nucleotide messenger RNA. RefSeq names its product natriuretic peptide C (gene NPPC). The transcript is spliced from 3 exons. The coding region runs from base 133 to 513 and encodes 126 amino acids. Gene Ontology annotation, molecular function: hormone receptor binding; hormone activity. Gene Ontology annotation, cellular component: extracellular region. The record is from RefSeq and is a predicted model, not a curated record. NCBI's taxonomy places the organism in Eukaryota, Metazoa, Chordata, Mammalia, Carnivora, Otariidae. Gene Ontology annotation, biological process: cGMP biosynthetic process; receptor guanylyl cyclase signaling pathway.
CGCCGCGCAGCACUGGGACUCGCGCCCACACCGCAGCCCGGCCAGCCUGCUCCGCGCUCGCCUGCCUGUCUGCCCGCCGACCCCGUGCGCCCUCGCUGCCGCGGGUCUGCGUCCCUCGACCCCACCGGCACCAUGCACCUCUCCCAGCUGCUGGCCUGCGCCCUGCUGCUCACGCUACUCUCGCUCCGGCCCUCCGAAGCCAAGCCCGGGGCGCCGCCGAAGGUCCCGCGAACUCCGCCGGGAGAGGAGCUGGCUGAGCCCCAGGCUGCGGGCGGCGGUCAGAAGAAGGGCGACAAAACUCCCGGGGGCGGAAGCGCCAACCUCAAGGGCGACCGGUCGCGACUGCUCCGCGACCUGCGCGUGGACACCAAGUCGCGUGCGGCGUGGGCCCGCCUUCUGCAUGAGCACCCCAACGCGCGCAAAUACAAAGGAGGCAACAAGAAGGGCUUGUCCAAGGGCUGCUUCGGCCUCAAGCUGGACCGGAUCGGCUCCAUGAGCGGCUUGGGAUGUUAGUGCGGCGACCCCUGGCGGCGCAUGUCCCAAACGGCUCCUCACCAUCUCCCCGCCUCCAUCAUGCCUGGGACCCCUGUUUCUGGCGUGUCCUCAACAACCUCUACCAGGGCUGGAAACUCCUGUGCUCCCUUCAGUCCCUGCCGGGUGCUGCAUCCUGGCAGUGUUGCAAAGACCCUCCCCACCUCCCCCCUCCUGUCCGUCCCUGCUGCCCAUCAGUUCUCACGGAGAAACGGAGCCCACCUCUGAAAGUGACAUUCAAGUGCUUUAGGAUCUGACUCUUUUUGGCAUCCAACAUUUCCCGGCAGCCUCACGGCUGCCAUUCUGGAUCACACAGCCUGUCUGUCCCACUCUGAGACCACGGGGAAGCGGCUCUCUUACCCUGGAAGCCUUGUCAGCCUCCACGCUGUCUGCCCCCAGAAGGCAACAAGAGCGCCCCUCUUUGAAGCUCGUCAGCACAUUGCCUAAGCCUUUUUGACAGCACGGAACCCUUUUUCAACAGAGCCAUAGUUGCUUG